This is a messenger RNA of Thamnophis sirtalis, 1373 nucleotides long. Lineage: Eukaryota; Metazoa; Chordata; Lepidosauria; Squamata; Natricidae. The record is from RefSeq and is a predicted model, not a curated record.
AUGGAGAUGGACUGCAGCCACACACUCUUUCUUGAUUUGUACAAGUCUGAUAAUGAAACUUUUUCAGGGCAAGCACCUAUUGAAGAGAAAGAGACAGAACUUAUUUUUGUCCACAUUGGGGCCAAGGAAUUCACUGUACCAUGCAAGCCUGAGAAAAUAGAUGUUGUGAUUGGUAUGAAUCCUACCUACAUCUGGAGCCUGGAAAAUGGAGAAAACCUAACUCUCCAUUCUGGUGCCUCCCUGAUUUUGCAUGAAUUCCGUGCUGAGGAGAGUGGACGCUAUACCUGUUCUAUCUCUUUCACAGAGGAAGACCAGCUCCAUACUAUGACUUUCUCUCAUACAGUGGUGGGGUAUCACAUACGUGGCGAAUUAGAGGUCCUCCUGAUUUUUCAGAGUAACUCAUGUGAUAAGCAAUUGACACGUGAAUUUGUGAGAACUCUACAUGCACAACUGAGUCAAUUGGUGUUCCACCUCCGUUGUGAGCUCCUUUCUGGGAGCACCACUUGCUUUCCUACUGUGGAGAAGCCUUUGGAUGAGUUCAACCUCCAAGUAGAGCUAAAAGUAACUCCAUUUGGAAAGGACUGGGAUAAAUCCUGCUACCCUCAGAUUGAUUCAAUGGCAUUAGAAUGUUACCACUCGGCAGUCCAGAAAAAUCUACAGGAGGCCAAGGAAGCCAUGACUGAAUUUAUGGAUAAGAAUAAAAACUUUUCUCUGGAAACAUCAAAUGGUUCGGAUGUUUCUUUUGUCAAUACCUUUUUCAAUUUCUUAGAAGAGGGAAAGUGCCACGAGGGUUAUGGACAGACACAGGAGCUACAGUCACGCUGUCCCGACUGCUGUACUUUGUGCCCUCCUGGAACAUACAGUGUGGCUACCACUGACAGCUGUGUUCUCUGUCCAAUUGGGAGCUAUAGCUUGCACUAUGGGACAAUCAUCUGUAUUUCAUGCAACAACAAUUGGCUUACCUCUCACCCUGGUGCCAGAACAUCUGCAGACUGCAUGAAUAUGAGAGCUGUUGCUAUUGCUUUCGCCGUCGCUGGCAGAAACAUCGUUCCUCUGCUAAAAUUGAUGGAGAGACCAAAGUACAAGAAGAAGGUCUUGCUUCUACUACAGUUGAUGAACAGACCAAAGUACAAGAAGAAACUCCAGCUUCUGCUAAUGACACUGUCAUUGUAGUCACUGAAGAACAUCCUUCUCUCCCCUUGCCUUUUUCUAGUUCUGAACAUCCCAACAAAGAAGAGGGCAUGUCUCUACUUCUUUCCAAGCUACAACCACAGGCUCUUCCUGGGCUGGCAAAUCCUGCUGCCAAAGGCCUUUUGUCAUCAUAGCUCUAACUUGUUUUGAAUGAUAAUUCCCAAUAAAUUAUUAUCUAGGAA